Suillus subalutaceus is the source of this 582-nucleotide messenger RNA. RefSeq lists its product as uncharacterized. The coding region runs from base 111 to 506 and encodes 131 amino acids. NCBI's taxonomy places the organism in Eukaryota, Fungi, Basidiomycota, Agaricomycetes, Boletales, Suillaceae. The transcript is spliced from 2 exons. The record is from RefSeq and is a predicted model, not a curated record.
ACAUUUUUUCGCCCUUCUGGAAUUGGGCCUGGAUAUCACAGAUGAAGUCAUGUCCCACCCAACAAUUGAGAUCAUGACUACCACAUCCCUCGACAUGAUGCUUUUUGAUAAUGACAUUAUAUCCUAUAAUUUGGAGCAAGCACGUGGACUCUGGAGAUGCUAGUCACAACAUCAUAACGAUUGUCAUGCGCGAGCUUGACACGGACAUGAAUGGCGCCAUGUUAUGGGUGGCAGAUCACCACGUGGAAACCCAGAAAAAGUUCUUGGAGGCGAUGACAGUCGUUCCGAAAUGGGGAGAGCCCAUUGACUCGCAGGUGAGAGAGUACUGUGAUGGCUUGGGAAACUGGGUGCGCGCAAAUCAUGAGUGGAACUUCGAGAGCGAGAGGUACUUGGGCACAAAGGGUCCAGAAAUUCAAAGUCAAAAAUGGAUGUUGCUGAUGCCGAAGGACUGCUUGAAAGAUUCUAAAGAGAUUGGACCUGUGAUUGUUGAUCCCUCUUUGUUAUAGUAUCACUAUGAACUUGAAGUCGUGUGUAGUCUCACAUACCUAUGUAUAUCUCACAUGUCCUCUCCUUAGCUUGUGC